Protopolystoma xenopodis is the source of this 360-nucleotide messenger RNA. The record is from the annotation of a GenBank genome assembly. NCBI's taxonomy places the organism in Eukaryota, Metazoa, Platyhelminthes, Monogenea, Polystomatidea, Polystomatidae.
AUGUCUGUCCGUCUCUUGUUCUCUUCUCGCCCCCUUCGCUGCACGCAUCCUCCGAUUGUGCGCAUUUGCUUCUGUUCGCCUGUCUGCCUCCGGAGACAUUCGUCUUCAGGCACCGCAACCGGCUUCACGCUCCAGCCGGGCACUGAUUGGCUCGUGGUGCAUACAACAGCUGACGCUGAACCAGUGGACAAGGCUACUCGCACUACUCACUUUUCGCCUUACUCCUCUCCGACUGCCUCUCUUCUCACCAGCUCUCACACUCUUUGUCGUUGCCGUUGCCUAGCUCCUCUGCCUCAAAGCAUCGAUUUUCAAUCGGUCGUCGAUUUGUGCAAAUGCUCGCCGUCUCUAGGCGCUAGGUGA